Xenopus laevis (African clawed frog) is the source of this 2031-nucleotide messenger RNA. RefSeq names its product tRNA methyltransferase 10C, mitochondrial RNase P subunit S homeolog (gene trmt10c.S). The record is from RefSeq and is a predicted model, not a curated record. Gene Ontology annotation, molecular function: tRNA (adenine(9)-N1)-methyltransferase activity; tRNA (guanosine(9)-N1)-methyltransferase activity; tRNA binding. Gene Ontology annotation, biological process: S-adenosylmethionine metabolic process; positive regulation of mitochondrial translation; tRNA processing. Bases 154 to 1452 code for a protein of 432 amino acids. Lineage: Eukaryota; Metazoa; Chordata; Amphibia; Anura; Pipidae. The transcript has 2 exons. Gene Ontology annotation, cellular component: mitochondrion; nucleoplasm; nucleus.
CACGUUGGAACGCUAAUCAAACUGGCCGGAAGCGGAAGUUAACGUCCUGCUCUAGUUGUUUCCCCUUUGCGGCAUGGUUGCUGGUACAUGACAUGCAGAAGGCUAGUUCUUUUCACCUUGGCAAGGUUUGGGAUCAUCUAUUAGGUUCAGAAAAUGGCAUUUGUGAAUACGUUCUUGCGAACCAUUCGAUGUUCUGCUGUCCAUACUUUGAUACAGGAAGGUGGACGUUGGCCAUCGUUAAAAGUUUCACAUCAGCUCACUCAGUCUAGAAGGAUAAUGUUAUCACACCAUAUGAGGAAGGAAGAUGCCAAGUCAGAAACUAAUGAAACAUUAGAUCUGGAAGAGUGGAAAAGCAUCUUGAAAUCAGGCAUAGAAAGUGCUGAACCGGUGAAAACAGUGGCACAGGAGGAUUCCUCUCUAAAUGGAAUGCGGGAACUUGUGGAAAUGUGGAGACUGGCCGGUAGGGCGGUACCACAGUUAAUAACAACAGAGCAGUUACAUGUCCUCAUGGAGCUUCCAACAAAAACUGCUAGAAAAAAGUACUUAAAAUUCCUCUCUGUUAGGGAAAUUAUUAAAACAAACCAGAAAGAGAAGAAAAAAGAACUUAAGGAAUGGAGUAAGUCCAAAAUGGAAAGCUUGGAUCAAUUAGAAACAAAAGAAGAUGCCACUGAAAAGAAAAAUACUUUUUUAUUACAUGUUCGGGACAGUUCUAUAGAAACAAUUCAGCGUUGGAAAUGUGCCCAAGCAAUGAAAUUUGGACAGCCAUUAGUGUUUGAUAUGGUAUAUGAAAAGUAUAUGUCACGGUAUGAGUUAGAGAACACUGUGUGUCAGCUUAUGGAGUCUGAAGGCUGUAACAGAAGAAAUGCUGAUCCAUUCCAUAUGUACUUCUGCAGCCUGCAGCCUGAUAGCCCAUACCAUAAAGAAUUGGUAAAACGCUAUAUGGGAGCUUGGGAUAACAUCUUUGUCACAGCCACAGAUAAACCUCAUGUUGAAAUAUUUCCUAAAGAACAACUUGUGUACUUAACAGCAGACUCUCCCAAUGAGUUAAAACACUUUGACCAUACUAAAAUAUAUAUAAUUGGUUCACUAGUUGACAAAUGCCAACAAACAGGCUUGUCUUUGGCAAAUGCCAAAAGGCUUAAUCUAGCCACUGCAAGACUUCCAUUAGACAGAUACUUGAAAUGGGACGUUGGUGCGAAAAAUCUAACACUUGACCAAAUGAUUCGCAUUCUGCUGUGUUUAAAGGAUACUGGUGACUGGAAAAAAGCUUUAUCUUUUGUUCCAACCAGAAAGCAUGAUGGUUUUAUGGAACCUGCUGCCUCUAAGAAAACGAACUUAAAAAAUGAACGUGCUAUGGAACAUGCUCCUGCCAUGAAAAGAAAAGUGCUGAAAAAUUCUAAAGUAUAUGAGUUUGGUAAAAGUAAAUCAUUUAUCAAACCAGAACAGAUUUAAGAUACUUCUAUAAGAUCAACAAGGAAAAGAUGGUUGGAGGAGGAAAAUUAAUUGUUGCAAUUUUAUUUUUACAUGUUUCCUAAUACAGGUUUUCCUUUCACAAGCAGAACAGUUAAAUUAAAAGUAACACCAAAAAAGUAAGUGUUAAGUAAAGUAUAUAUAAUAUACUGCUGCUCUGCACUGGUGAAACUGGUGUGUUUGCUUCAGAAACACAACUAUAGUUUAUAUAAACAAGCUGCUGUGUUUCCAUGGGGGCAGCCAUUCAAGCACAGGAUACUCUGUAGAUAACAGAUAAGAACUGAAGAAUCCAAUUGUAUACUACAGAUUUUAUCUGCUGUGUAUCCUGUGCCUUAUCUCCCUUUUUCAGCUCUGGAUGGCUGUCCCCAUGUCUACACAGCAGCUUGUUUAUAUAAACUAUAAUAGAGCUUCUGAAACAAAUACACCAGUUUUACCAAUGCAGCACAACAAUACAUUAUAUAACUUUGGUGGUACUGUUCCUUUAAGGAUUCUGUUACAUUUGUGUAAUUGAUCACCAAACCAGCAUUUCUGUUGUAGGACAUAAUAAAAAAUUUUGAAGAA